Fraxinus pennsylvanica is the source of this 480-nucleotide messenger RNA. Lineage: Eukaryota; Viridiplantae; Streptophyta; Magnoliopsida; Lamiales; Oleaceae. The record is from the annotation of a GenBank genome assembly.
AUGGAAAUAGAAACUGAUGAAACUGGAGAUCCGACUCUUGACAAUGGUAAUCAUCAUGAAAAUGAGGCUGCAAUUAUUAAUGCUCCGAAGGUCGAAGGGAAAAGAAGUGGGGAUGUGGUAUUUUCUAGGGAAGCUCCACUUGAACGACUACUAGAAUGCAAUGGAGAUGGAGUUCUAAAGAUGGAAGUUGGUACUAAGGUCCAGAAGUUCACAGAGUGGGCUCUUAAAUGUAAAUGUAUCCACUCUCAUUGCCAGGAAAAUAAGGACGAAGUGGGCUGCUACGCUGCCACCGAUAUUCAGCUACAACUACCUGCUUUCCGGACUAUUGUAAAUCUUGCUGGCAACAAUCAUACAGGGAAGGAUUUUACCGAAACAAUUGAUGAAGAAUGCUUCCAUUAUGCACUCUUCUUUAGUUCAAAUGAUCAUGGUUGGGCAUCUGGUAUAUCAGCCACUUCUAUCCAAAGGUUUCUUUUGAAUUAA